Heterocephalus glaber (naked mole-rat) is the source of this 2241-nucleotide messenger RNA. It is a transcript of the gene Hoxb7, whose product is annotated as homeobox B7. The record is from RefSeq and is a predicted model, not a curated record. NCBI's taxonomy places the organism in Eukaryota, Metazoa, Chordata, Mammalia, Rodentia, Bathyergidae. Gene Ontology annotation, cellular component: nucleus. Gene Ontology annotation, biological process: regulation of transcription by RNA polymerase II; anterior/posterior pattern specification. Gene Ontology annotation, molecular function: RNA polymerase II cis-regulatory region sequence-specific DNA binding; DNA-binding transcription factor activity, RNA polymerase II-specific.
CCUCCCGUGGGGCGUGGGGGGAGGUGGCUAAAGAUGAGCGCGAGGCUGCUGAACACGCAGAGAUUUUUAUUUUUCUGGGACUCUGCUGGGGGAAGCGGGAGGAGAGGGAAGAUGCUCUUUUGCGCCCCGCCCUCCGGGGGACCGGGCCAGCUCUGCACGGCUCCGAGGCAGUGACUCGCUGACUCGCUGCCUUCCUUCCUUGGCCGCCUCUGCUUCUCGGCCAGCCUCGCUCCACGGAGGCAUCCGGAACCCGGAAAGCAGUGAGCCCGAGCCUGGGCCGCCCUCUCCCUUCCUUUCUCUCCCCACACCCCACUCCCUUCCUUUCCUUUUUUUUUUUUUUCCUUUCCUUCCAAACCUUUUCAUUUUUUUCCCACCAGAAACCGCAGCGUCCGACACUCAGGGGCCGGACCCCCCCGCCCCCAGAACCUCGGAAGCCUUGGUCCCCCCGCGCCAGGGUAUCUGGGGCACAGAGGGAGCCACGAGGCCAGGCCGGCUGGCUCCUCACCUUGGGAGAACCGGCCAACUUCUCCUGAGGCUCGGGCGGGACGCGUGGCCCGAGUUCAUAAAGGCCUGCGCUGCCCCGCGUUUGUCCCCCGCUCGCUGGGGACUCGGGUGGUGGCGACAACACCGACCGCUCCGGGCUUAUUUAUUUUCCCUUCCACUCCAUCCCUUCCUCCCCCGAACCUCGCCUGCAAGCUGCCUCCAGCCCGCGGGGGUCGACAGCGGCCCUGGAGCGCCCCAACCCCAAUCCACAGCGCUCGGCUUUCCCAUUCAUUAUUGAUCAUAUUUUAUAAAUCCAACGCCACACAAUUUUUUCCACAUUACCGGGAGCCGUGGGGAGGCGGCGCGGCCAUUGGCGCAGGGGACGUCACGUGGGCCGGGGUCACGUGGCCCGGAGAGGAAAAAGGGGGUCCUUUUUGGUGUAAAUCUGGACUCUAAUUCUGUAAUAUAUCAAGGAAUCUCGUAAAACCGACACUAAAACGUCCCUGCCUACAAAUCAUCCGGCCAAAUUAUGAGUUCAUUGUAUUAUGCGAAUGCUUUAUUUUCUAAAUAUCCAGCCGCAAGUUCGGUUUUCGCCACCACCGGAGCCUUCCCCGAACAAACUUCUUGCGCGUUCGCCUCCAACCCCGCGCGCCCCGGCUAUGGCGCGGGCGCCUCCUUCGCCGCCGCGGUGCCCGGCUUGUACCCCGGCGGGGGGGGCGCGGCGGGCGCGGCGGGCGCGGCCGGCGUCUACGCGGCCGGCUACGGGCUCGAGCCGGGUUCCUUCAACAUGCAUUGCGCGCCCUUUGAGCAGAGCCACUCCGGGGUGUGUCCGGGCGACUCCGCCAAGGAGCAGAGGGACUCGGAUCUGGCAGCCGAGAGUAACUUCCGGAUCUACCCCUGGAUGCGGAGCUCAGGGACCGACCGCAAGCGAGGCCGCCAGACCUACACGCGCUACCAGACGCUGGAGUUGGAGAAGGAAUUUCACUACAACCGCUACCUGACCCGGCGGAGGCGCAUCGAGAUCGCGCACGCGCUCUGCCUCACCGAGCGCCAGAUCAAGAUCUGGUUCCAGAACCGGCGCAUGAAGUGGAAAAAGGAAAACAAGACCUCAGGCCCAGGGGUCGCCGGCCAGGACAGGGCAGAAGCAGAGGAGGAGGAGGAAGAGUAAGGGGCAGAGAAGAGGAAGAGAGAGAAGAGGAAGGGAGAGAGGGAGCCGCCCAGUUCUGGGACCUGAACCCGGAAAGUCAUGUCAAAUAGGAAAAAAAUAAAAAUAAAAAUAAAACAAACUAUUUAAAUAAAAGCAGUUUUUAAAAAUUAUCAAGGAAAAAUUAUCAAGGAGAGAGAAAGGUGAAAUUUUGGUUUCUCAACACUGUAAAGAAAAUACUACCUAUAGGAAAGUCUGUCGGGUUUGUUUUUGUACAAUAUGGGAAGAGCAUCCUGUGCUGUCUGUAGCUUUCUAAUUCGCCUCCCCUUUUCUAUGUCGCUAUUGUAAGGUCUUUGUAAAAGUUCCCUCGCUGCUUUGUAAGCCUCCUUUGCGGCUGUCUUCCUGGACUUGGGUCUGGACUAACACCAGUGGCUCCUACCCACCCUCCUGAGCCUCCGCUUUCCCAGUAGCGGCACACAGAGGGUCUCGGGGAGUCCCGCGGACCCACUGACUGGCCCGCUAGUUCCUGUGCCCCGUGUCUAGCGCCGACCACCCUUCCUCUGUGCAUUCUGUGUGUAGCCGAAUGAUGCAAAAAUAAAACAAGAUUAAAAAUA